This is a messenger RNA of Nycticebus coucang (slow loris), 6933 nucleotides long. RefSeq names its product glutamine rich 2 (gene QRICH2). Lineage: Eukaryota; Metazoa; Chordata; Mammalia; Primates; Lorisidae. The transcript is spliced from 24 exons. The record is from RefSeq and is a predicted model, not a curated record.
GUGCAGGACCUCAGCAAGCAGCUCAAGACCAUGAGCAGCCACAUGCAGGGCAUCACCAGCCACGUGCACCACAUCUCCCAGGCCACCGGGCUGGACGCGGACACCCGAGAGUGGCUGGAGGACAAGAUCACAGACAUGGUGUCGCAGGAUUCGCCAGCUAGGCUGGUAAAACCUGAAAUCAGCCCUGCAAAACCUGUAAUCAGCAGCCCCCAGGCCAUGGCGAUGCUUCAGAAUGUCAUACAAGACGUGAAAGACCUGAAAGAAACCCACCAAAAGGAAAUCCUGCGGAGGAUGGAUAAUCUAGAGAAUCUGGUCAAAGCACGAGAUGAAUUCCUGCAAAUAGUGGACCGGAAGAUGACUUUGGUUCCUAAUGAAGAAGUCACCAUGGUCACCUGGGAAGAGCUGGAGCAAGCAAUCACUGACGGCUGGAGGAAAACUUCACAAGUAGUGAGCAGACGGGUGUGGGUAGUGGCCAGGCACGGUGGCUCAUGCCUGUAAUCCUAACCCUCUGGGAGGCUGAGUGGAGUUUUUACCAAGCAUCCAACUACUGACCAGGCUUUGGAUUAUUCUGGUGGUUUGGGCCCAGAUCAGACCUUCCCAGGAUCCAGUGGCACAGGAUACUCCUCUGAAGGGCUUACUAGCAGGGGAAAAGUCACUGGUAGAGAACAGUACCCCAAAGCUGCUGAUGAAGCUGACAUAUCAAGAUAUCAGCGGCCUUCUGUAUCCCAAGCUAGAGUAGACACUGAUCUUCGUAAGAAAGGAGAGAAGUUCACCUCACCACUUUUAAGAAGAGAUGAACGAGAUGCAGGACUUGGCCCAGAUCUACAAGAUUUAACCUUCACCAUCGAUCAGCAUCAUGCGUACCCAGAUCAGUACAAUAGGCUUCCCAUUGGCCAGAGUCAAGCCUAUCUAAGACCAUAUUAUCAUGGAGUAGGAACAACUAGCAUGGAUAAGCCUGUAUCACUACAUCCAAGCAUAUAUCCACAUGGUGUGGUACCCCUCAGUGUGGGUCAGCUUGGUGUGAUACCACCUGCAAUGCUCGAUCAGGGCUUGGUACCACCUGUCACAGAUCAGCAUGGUGUGACACCACCACUGGGACCUGACAGAGAUAAGCAAGGGCUGGAAUUACCUAGGAGCACAUAUCAGCAUGGUAUGAGGCUUCCAGGAACAGACCAGCGUGGUAUGGAACAGCCUGGUAUGGAUGAGGGUGGUGUGGAGAUAAGCAGGGAUAAGCAUGGACUGGUUCCUCCUGCCAUGUAUCAGCAAGGAGUGGCACUGCCUGGUAUAGAUCAAAGUGGACUGGUUCCACUUCUUACAUAUCAGCCUGGUUUUGUACAGCCCAGUUUGGCUGCACCUGGCAUCAUACGACCAGGCAUUGACCAGUAUGGCUUGAUUCAGCCUGGUGGAGAUCAGUUUGGUUUGGUGCAAGCUGGUACAUAUCAGCCUGGAUUGGUCCAACCUGGUAUGGCUCAACACAGUUUACUACAGCCUGGACUGGAUCAGUUUGGUUUGGUACAACCUAUCGCAAGUCAGCCUGGUUUGGUAGCUCCUGGUAUAGGUCAACCUGGCAUGGUAACUCCUGGUGCAGGUCAGCUUGGUUUGGUACCUUCUGGUGUAGGUCAACAUGGCAUGGUAACUCCUGGUGCAGGUCAGCCUGGUUUGGUAGCUCCUGGUGUGGGUCAGCCAGGCGUGGUAACUCCUGGUGCAGGUCAGCCUGGUUUGGUACCUCCUGGUGUGGGUCAGCCUGGCUUAGUAACUCCUGAUGCAGAUCAGACUGGUAUGGUAACUCCUGGUGCGGGUCAGCCUGGUUUGGUACCUUCUGGUGUAGGUCAACCUGAUGUGGUAACUCCUGGCGCAGGUCAGCCUGGUUUGGUACCUCCUGGUGUAGAUCAGCUUGGCUUAGUCCAACCUGGUGCUGAUCAACGUGGUUUAGUACAACCUGGCACAAGCCAACGUGGUUUGGCCCAGCCUGGGGUAGAUCAACAUGGUUUGGUCCAACCUGGAAUGGAUCAGCAUGGUUUGGUGCAACCUGGUGCAGAUCAGCAUGGUGUGGUCCAAACUGGAAUGGAUCAGCAGGGUUUGGUCCAAACUGGAAUGGCUCAGCAGGGUCUGGUGCAACCUGAAAUGGAUCAGAGUGGUUUGGUGCUGCCUAGGGUAGAUUCACAUGGUCUGGUGCAAACUGGAAUGGAUCAGCAUGUUUUGGUGCAACCUCAUGCAGGUCUUCUUGGUCUGGUCCAACCUGGAAUGGAUCAGAGAGGUUUGGUGCAGCCUGGGGUAGAUUCACGUGGUCUGGUGCAACCUGGAAUAGAUCCGAGUGGUUUGGUGCAGCCUGGGGUAGAUUCAUAUGAUGUGGUCCAACAUGUUCUCUAUGGCUUGGUUCAACCUGGUGCGUACCCCCCUGGCUUGGUUCAACCUGGCGCGUACCCCCCUGGCUUGGUUCGACCUGGCGCGUACCCUCCUGGCUUGGUUCGACCUGGUAUGUACCCUCCUGGCUUGGUUCGACCUGGUACAUACCCUGCUGGCUUGGUGCGACCUGGUGCAUACCCUCCUGGCUUGGUUCAACCUGGUGUGUACCCUCCUGGCUUGGUGCAACCUGGAAAGGAUCCACGCGGUUUGAGACAGCCUGAUGCAGAUCAGCAAGGUUUGAUAGUACCAGGUACUACGCUUCAUGGCUCUCCAGCAUCCAAAGCAGAUCCUCAGAGUGCUCUAUCAUCACGCCCAUACCAACAUGGUAUGGCACCUCCCAGUAGACAGCAACAAAGCCGGGUGUCACUACUGCCAACCAGUGAAGGUUUAGCAUCACCAGAUAGAGACCAGAGGGGUUUGGUACCAUCAGAAACUUAUCAGCAAGACCUGUUACAUCCUGGCACAGACCAGCAGAGCCCGACACCAUCAAGCUCAGGUUUGGGAUCUGUACGCCUAGAUCAACAGCAUUUGGUAUCACCUGGCCCAGGUCAGCCUGGUCAGGUAUAUUCCGAUUUGGAUCAGCGUGGCCAUGCAUACUCUGUCUUAGACCACCAUGGUCCAGUGGAUCUUGGCUAUGGUUGGCCAUGGUCCCCACAUGUUGAUCAGCCUGGCCUGGUAGGUUUGGAUGCAGACAGAAUGCGUGCCUCACGCCCACUUGGAAUUCCUGCCCAGCCUGCCCCAGGGCAAGAUGUUACCUUUUCCAGGCAUUUAGGCUCCCUCGACCGAGUCUUCCCAGAAAGAAGUGAGGUCCGGAGUGAUGUCCAGGGCGAGCGCCGCGAUUCCCUAGAGAAAGCUUCCAGACUGGAAACAUUUCGUCUGAUGGGAGAGCUCAUCGGCCUCUAUUUGGAGCUGAAAGAGCAUCUGAAGGAAGUGGAGGAGGAGGAGGCUGGCCAGACUGACCUGCAGAAGAUGCAGAGCUUACUGGCACGGAUGAUCAAAAAGGCCAUACCUCCUGACCUGCAGGAACAGCUGAAGACAUUAAAGAGUUUGGCCAAAGAAAUUCGGCAGGAAAAAGCAAAACUGGACAGGCUGCAGAGGAUGGUGGAGGGCGAUGAGGACCAAGAAGGAGGGAAGGAGUUGAAAGGUGGCCAGUUGAGCUUGCAGCUGGGCAUCCUCAGAGUCACUGUGGCUGACAUCGAGAAGGAGCUGGCCGAGCUGAGGGAGAGCCAAGAGCGGGGCAAGGCUACCAUGGAAAAUUCAGUUUCUGAAGCCUCCCUUUACCUGCAGGAUCAGUUAGACAAACUCAGGACGAUCAUCGAGAGCAUGCUGGCCUCCUCCUCCACACUGCUGUCCAUGAGCAUGACCCCGAGCAAGGCUCACAAGCACUUGAGUCCUGGCCAGAUUGACCCCGAGGCCACCUGUCCAGCCUGCAGCCUGGACGUGAGCCACCAGGUCAGCAUGCUGGUGCGGCGCUAUGAGCAGCUCCAGGACAUGGUCAACAACCUGGCUGCCUCCCGGCCCUCCAAGAAAGCCAGGCUCCAGAGCCAGGAUGAGGAGCUGCUGGGCCACGUGCAGAACGCCAUCUUGCAGGUGCAGGGCGACUGUGAGAAGCUCAACAUCACCACCAGCAACCUCAUUGAGGACCAUCGUCGGAAGCAGAAGGACAUUGAUGUGCUGUACCAGGGCCUGGAGAAGCUCGAAAAGGAAAAGGCCAACAGGGAGCACCUAGAGAUGGAGAUUGAUGUGAAAGCUGACAAGAGCGCAUUGGCCGCCAAAGUGAGCCGUGUCCAGUUUGAUGCCACCACGGAACAGCUGAACCACAUGAUGCGGGAGCUGGUGACCAAGAUGAGCGGGCAGGAGCAGGACUGGCAGAAGAUGCUGGACAAGCUUGUGGUGGAGAUGGACACCAAGCUGGACCGCCUGGAGCUGGACCCCGUGAAACAGAUGCUGGAGGAUCGGUGGAAAUCACUGAAGCAACAGCUUAAGGAGCGUUCUCCUCUCUACACAGCUGAUGAGGCAGCCGCCAUGCGGAGGCAGCUCCUGGCACAUUUCCAUUGCCUCUCAUGCGACCGCCCCUUGGAGACAGCUGUGACUGGACAAAUCAUCCCUGUGACAGCUGUAGGUCCAAGCCUGCCAGGGCACCGUUCCUCCCGCCCUUACACGGUGUUCGAGCUGGAGCAGGUCCGGCAGCAGAGCCGCAGCCUCAAGCUGGGCAGUGCCUUCCCUCGGGGCGACCUGGCACAGAUGGAGCGGAGCGUGGGGCGCCUGCACUCCAUGCACUCCAAGAUGCUGAUGGACAUCGAAAAAGUUCAGAUCCACUUCGGAGGCUCCGUCAGGGCCAGCAGCCAGAUGAUCCGUGAGCUGCUGCAGGCCCAUUGCCUCAACUCCCCCUGCUACAAACGGGUGCCAGAUUCAGCUGACUACACCUACUCAACCGUGCCCCGGCGCUGUGGGGGCAGCCACACCCUUACCUACCCCUAUCGCCGCAACCGCCUGCAGCACCUGUCCCAGGGUCCCACCGAGGAGAUCCAGAUUGCCAUGAAGCAUGACGAGGUGGACAUCCUGGGCCUUGAUGGACAUAUUUACAAGGGACGGAUGGAUACAAAGCUGCCGGGCAUCCUGAACAAAGACACCACAGGGAACUCAAAGCACAAGCACAAGCAGUCCCGGCUACACAGGCAGCAGUCCCUCAACGACAGCACCCAGCUGCCCUCUCGGCCUCAGAGUGCUCAGAUAUUGGCUGACAACAGCUCAGGUAACUUCCUUCUGGAUGGAGUAUCCUUCCACGAGGCCUCGGCAACGCCCAGGCCUCUCCUCUUUGCCCCACCAGCCUCCUCUCCAGCCUGUGCAGUUUAUACCUUUAUUUCCCUGGAGAGAGGAAGGGCCUGGGAGCUGAAGGAUGGGAUGGGUGGAAAAAGAGAGAAACGCUAGUGACUGAGUGCUUGAAUGUACCAGUCCUGUGGGGUACACAUUGUUACUGCCCCAUUUCACAGAAGAAGGAACAGGGACAGUAGAGGCUGCGACCCACAUCUCUGGCUCCAAGCCCAUGUCCUUCCCCUACUCACGUGUGCUGACUCUCCUGGAGCUAGUGCUCCCAGGUUCUGCAAAGCGGCCGGUGAGCGUAGGACCGUGACCAGGUCUGGAGGUCUCUAGGGUCCCUGAUCUCCCCUAGGAGCUAAAUCAUGCCUAAAGAUCAGGGAGCUGGGGACCCCAGGAUUUGGCCACAUAAGGUCCUUGCCUUCUUGCUAGGAGCCACUCUGGCCUGAAGUCAGGAGGCUGGAUAGCUACCACGUGACUCUCCCUCUCCAGACCUCAGUUUCCUUAUCUGUCAUCAAAGGGCUGCUGGGUUAGUGCUUCUUAGCAUCAGGGCCCCUCCACAAGGAUCUAAUAAAAGUUGCCAGCCAUCCUCUUCCAGAACAGUUACGCACCCACACCCUUUGGAAAAGCUUGCAGGAGGUUCAGGGGUCCGCGAGAACCCCCACACCACCCCCGGCCCCAAGUUAAGAGCCUGAGCCCUACGUCCUCUCCAGCAUCACUUCUGCCCCAGCAUUCAGUGAGGGCCUAUGGCUGAGGGAGGGGAGGCCUUAUUCAUCACAGGCCCCUCACCAGCUGGGCAAUUUAGAGCUUCACACAUUGAACCAGUUUUAGUCCACUCACCAACACUAAGAGGUCAGGACCAAUGUUAGCCCCACUUAAAGCUAAGAAAGCUAAGGCACAAGGAGGUUAAGAUAAUUGCCCUAGGGAUGGCGCCUGUGGCUCAAAGGAGUAGGGCGCUGGCCCCAUGUACCAGAGGUGGUGGGUUCAAACCCAGCCCCAGCCAAAAACUGCAAAAAAAAAAAAAAAAAGAUAAUUGCCCUAGGUCAUACAGCUAGGAGGUGGCAGACCUGGAAUUCAAAGCCAAGCCCUCUGGUCCCACAGCCAGUGCUCUAAGGAGCAGUAAGGGGAACGGGCUGGGACGGAGGGCCUCAGUGGACAGUGAGCACAGGACUGUAACCCUGGCUCCCAGACCUGUUUCAUUUACUCAGCUUCAUCCCCACAGUCAUCCACCAUCUGCUCCAAGGCCACUUAAAAUGUUCUAGAAGAAGGAGAGGGGGAGAUGGUAGUUUUAGGGAAAAUUCCUGUACCUAUCUGGACAAACACUGCCUCAUCCCUGUGUUAACAGAGGAAAUGUUACAAAGAGGCAGCUCUCUGCCCCUGCAGGAGGCUUUGCUCCCGUAUUUAUUUUUCAUUCCCAAAGAUACAUAGGGCCUUAAGUGUUUGCUUAGGAGCCUGCACUGAGGACCCCAGACUAGCCUGUGUUGCUCCCAACCUCCCUGGGCUUUGGGCAGGCUGGAGGGACACUGGAGGGCUGGGAGUUGAGGCAGAGCAACCUCGGCCCCUCCUGUCUUACAGCUUCUACUCGUCCCAGGAAAGCCAGACCCAUCUCCUCUGAGGGGCAUCUUGCCCAGCUGAAUGCAGCCCCCACACCCAGCCACACGGAGACGGCAAAUCUGGAGGACAGCUCCCAGGGGCUGGAGAUGCACAUGG